AUGAAUUUCGGUUUGGACGCCAAGGUGGUCGCAGAAGUGCUCGGCACUGGGAUUCGCCACCUCGAGGAGUUUCGCUUCUUAUUCGAGAACGAGGCGGCGAUAGGUACCUGGGUGGGGAAGUUGGGGCUAGGGGACGCCACUAUGUUGCAGACCGCCCGCCUCCGUAGGGCGUGGAAGGCAACAUGCACUUACUACACCCAGGCGGAGCAAGACCGCUCUAAGGUUGCCUUGGCCGACCUCGACUCGAUUUUGGCAGACUCCGAACUUCGCACGCUGAAGGAAGCCUUUUGGAUUCGCUACAAGUUGCGCUUUCCUGCCGAAGUGCAACCCUCCGACGCAACAGUCUCCCGCAUCUCUCGGGAACUUUCCAAAAGGAUGCUUUGUAUAUAUGACGUAUGGCGAGUGCGAUCCCUACAAUUCCAGUUAGGCACCUCACAAAAGCGGCGCAAGCUGGCUGAUGGCCUCUAUACCGAUGAGCCUGAAGUCGACGAGGUCGUCGCUCGGGAUGUGGACACAUAUCUUCACAAGCUCCACACGCUUAUGAUCGCAUACGCGCUCAACGGGGUGCAGGUGAUCGCGGGAGUGGACCCGGCGGGAGAGAAAGCGCUGGGCGCCAACUCUUGCCAGUUCGUCGAGGUGCCUUUGGAUUGUGUGCUGGCAUACUACUACCGGGCCCGUAAGGCCGCCAUGCAAGUCGCUCCCGCGCAGCGGCUGAGCUGGCUUCAGCAUCGGGAUGCCGAGGAGCGAGCUGAGUGGGUCUCGCGGUUCCGGGAGGGGACCCGGAUGCUCGGAGCAGUUAUUAAAGAGGUUAUGGAAGCACGUGACGCCCACUGGUUGGCGCCAGCGCUGCCGGAGGGAGGGCCAGUCGCUCCGAAGCCCCAGCCAGUGAUCGCUGAGCCAACCAAGUCUUCCUUGUUCGUCCCGGGACCCAUGGUGGGAGGUAUGCCCACAGCCCGUGUGAUGAAAGAUGGCACCAAGCUUUGCGGUGACUACCAGAAAGGGUCCUGCAAGCACGCACCUCCGUGCCCGAAUGGGGCCCAUCGCUGCGCCGUGGUUCUCCGGGCCGAGCGCGUCUGUGGUGCGCCCAACCAUGGGGCAGCGAAGUGCAAGGCCAAGGCGAAAGCGAGGAGAGUGGGGGAUGCUGAGCCCGGGGUCGCGGACUCCCCCUUCGCAGGGGAGUUGACCCCUUGCCUGGUGAUGCUUCACCGCGAAGACAUCACUCUGGGCCGGGCUUGUCAGUGCUGCGGUUGGAAAGUCUUGGCCGCCGAUCGCUUGACCCAAGAGGCCGAUUGCAUUUGGACGGGGCUGGCCGCGCCUCCGCCUAUCUCGCCGGACUCCUUCGAGCAGCUGUUGCAAGGCUGUGUGGACGAGCGGGUCCAUCGAUGGCCUUUUGUGGAGCCGGUGGGUCGGCGCGAGCAUUGGGUGGACGUUAACCCCCGAUCGCGCGCCGACUGGGCAGUGGAGCCCAUGGCUGUAUUCCUGGGCCUACGACAUGAUCCGGGAAUGGACCGCCUGGUCCCGCUUGGGCGAGCCGUGGGCGAGGUCGAGUUACGCGACCGGUCCUUGCCGCCAGGGCAUGUGUACGUGGGGCCUGGUGUGGUACCAAUUGGCCUCAACCCGCGGUGGAGGCAGCUGGCAGGGUAUGCCAGCCCCGGCAUGGAGCAAGCGGGGGCGCUUUCGGGGAGGGCGGCGCUUCCCCCCCUCCUCCCCUUCGGCCUGUCCCCGGAUGAGCACUUCCGGCAGGCUUUGGCUAGGGGGGACGACCCCUUGCCUACAGAACACCCUCCGGUCUUGGACCAAGACCUCCACUUUGCGGCAGCGAUGACUGUCGGGUCUCUUGGCCGCCUUCGCGAGUUGAGGCGCGAGUGUGUCGGCCCGCUUCGGGAGUUGAAGCGCCGUUGGAGCCAUGUGGGGGACCACCUGCGUAAGCUCCAGACUCCGGCGGUCCGGAAGGUCACGGCCCAGCGGGACCUGGGCUUGCUCAGUCUCUUUGUUGUUCUGUUGUCUUGGCCGGACACCACUCUCCCUUCACACCUUUUGUUCGGCAUGCCCGCGGUCGGUACCUCUCUCCCCUGCGGAGUCUUCCCGCAGCAGGGCUUCGACACAAUUCCUCUCCAUCGUCUUUUCGAGAACGUGGAAUCCCACAACAAAGCUGUCCAAGGAUCUAUUCGGCCAGGCCCACACGAUGACUUUUUGUUGGAGCAAUCUACCAAGGACUUCGAAGCGGGGUUUUGUUCGGCACCGUUGUCCUGGUCGGAGCUUCUUCGCCACACCAAGGGCAAACCGAUUCGUUUGAUACCGAGGUGCGUGAUUUCUCAGGCUUCCGGGAAGCAGAGGGUGAUCGACAACGCGGACCAUGGAGGCCAGAGCGAGUUGAGCUCUGACUCCAACAAGUUGGUGUUGUGCUCCGCCCUCCGCCCGGCCCAGCAUGUUUCCUUGGCAAUGCGAUGCGCCAGCCCGGCGGUCGCCCGCCGCCUGCUGGAGGAAGACCAGUGGGAAGGCGGCGGCGAAGACUGGCCGGACGCCUAUCGCCAUUGCCCUAUGGACGAGGACCAGUCCAGGGCCUGCGUGGUGGUAUGGUACCAUAAGGAUUGGGCCCAGCCGGCGUACCAGGUAUAUUCCGGCCUCCUCUUUGGGCUCCCCUUGGCAGUGACCAGCUUCAAUCGGCUCAGCCGUUUCUCCGAGGCGGUGGGCCGCCGGCUCGUCUGUGUCCUAGUCUCCAUGUAUUUCGAAGAUGCGCACCUUACCGACCCCGCUUCUGCGAAGGGCUCAGCCCAGUUCGCCUUCUCCGAGGUCAACAAACUUUUGGGCUCCCCCUUCGCGGAGGCAAAGCGACAGCCGAUGAGCACAGUCGGCGACUUUCUCGGGCUGGAGUGGGACUUCCGCGACGUGGGGUGUCACCACGUCGUCAGGUUCUGGGUCCGGUCCAGGCUCCAAGCCAAGGUCGAGGGCCUUUUGUUGCAGGCUGAGCAGGAUAACUCCCUGCCCCCAGGCUUGGCGUCGAAGCUGUAUGGCAUGCUCAAUUUUCUCGAACAGGGGGUGUAUGGCCGGAUUGGCACAGGGGGCAUCGGCGCCCUCAAGGAACGCCAGUACGAGGCAGCUCGGGAGUUGACCCCAGCGAUCCGCUCGUCAUUCGAGGUUAUCCGAGCCAUCUUGGCACUGCGACCGCGUCGGUCCGUGGAGGUGCUACCCUCCCCCUGUGCCCGAUUCGUCGCAGCUAGCGAUGCCGCGGAGGACGAAUCGCGCAAGGGCACAGGCGGUUUCCUGUUGCUCUGGCCGGGCAGCGAGCCCGGCCGCGAAGCCUUCGUGGCACAGGUCGAUCGGCAUACAUAUGAUGCCUUUCUCCCGGGGGAGGUUAAAAUCGCGCAGCUCGAGCUUUCAAUGGUCCUCUUCGCCCUUACAGCUCGGGCUUCUACUUUUCGUUCUCGUCGUGGCACAUGGUAUAUUGACAACGUAGCCGCGCUUAUGGCACUCAUUCGAGGGCGUUCCGAUUCUCCCGACCUCGAGCGGCUGGCACACCUCAUUCAUGUGGCCCUCUUCUCUCUUCAAGUUUGGGUAUACUGGGAGUGGGUACCCAGUAAGUCCAACUGGUCCGACUCGAUCAGUCGAUUGGGUGCGUCGGACCCGUGGGCUGCUUCUCGCGGCUUCUGCCUCCACCACGCUCUUUUUCCUACCGAGGUGUGGUCUCUGCCUCUGGUGCCGGCCAUGCUGGUGUUUCAGUUUCUGUAG
Molecule: messenger RNA, 3729 nt
Organism: Symbiodinium sp. CCMP2592
Lineage: Eukaryota; Dinophyceae; Suessiales; Symbiodiniaceae
Source: the annotation of a GenBank genome assembly